Messenger RNA from Lepisosteus oculatus (spotted gar), 2741 nucleotides. Its product is annotated as ribosomal RNA processing protein 1 homolog A. Gene Ontology annotation, biological process: rRNA processing. The record is from RefSeq and is a predicted model, not a curated record. Lineage: Eukaryota; Metazoa; Chordata; Actinopteri; Semionotiformes; Lepisosteidae. Gene Ontology annotation, cellular component: nucleus; preribosome, small subunit precursor.
CGAGAAUCCCAGUCCCACACGUGAAGAAAAAAGAAAAAGAUGGCGUUACUACUGCAAGGUCCUGAGGUUCAGUUCGCUCAGAAACUGGCUUCUAACCAGAAACCCAUUCGAACGAGGGCUAUUAAGAAGCUGAAAAAAUAUAUUGGUAUUCGUUCACAGAAGCAAAAAGGAGGGUUUACCAGUGAAGAAUUGCUCAAAAUCUGGAAGGGUCUGUUCUACUGCAUGUGGAUGCAAGACAAACCCCUGUUACAGGAAGAGCUGUCUGCUGUUCUGUCCAAUCUGAUUCAUGUCUUCCAGAGUAUGGACAGCAAAUUUUUGUUUGUAGAGACAUUUCUACAGACCAUGAACCGUGAGUGGACUGGCAUUGACAGACUUCGAAUGGACAAAUUUUACAUGCUUGUCCGAAUGGUUUUCCGACAAACAUUUGAAAUGCUGAAGAAGAGAUGCUGGGACCAGAGUCUCGUGCAGCGGUUCACCGAAUUGCUUACAGUUCGUGUUCUCCAGAGCAACAGUGGCUGCCCAUGUGGGGUCCAAUUCCACAUCCUGGAUAUUUACAUGACUGAGCUGGCGGCUGUUGGAGCACAGGAGCUCACAGCAGAACAGAACUUGAUUUUCAUUGAUCCAUUUUGCAAAGUGGCUGCAAAAACAAAGGACCACCUCCUGCUGCAGGCCAUCUGCAACAACAUCUUCAGUGAGGUUCUUAACCAGGCUCCCUUUGCCAUUGAGGACCUGAUGAAGGAGCUUCAACAGCUAGAGAAUAACUCAGAAGAUGAACUGGACUUGGAAGACAAAGAUCUUAUGAAAAACUCCAAAGAUUCUCAAGAGGACCAGAUAAAUGGUGAAAUGGCAGCUGAGGAAGAUGAGGGAUAUGAAGACCUCGUUGGUUUGGAAAAUGGCUAUGAACCAUCUGAAGGUGAUGGGGAUGGUAUAGGACCUGUGCUUCAGUUUGAUUACAAGGCCAUUGCUGGUCGUCUCUUUGACCUGACAAGCCGGAGAAACACCCCCCCCCUAAACAGGAAGAAGUUGUACAGGCUGGUUAAGAAGUUUCAAGACCUAAGUGAAGGUGUCUUUCCCCAGGACGGUUACACAGAAGAGGUAUCCACUGAUGAAGAUGAUGAUUUGUUUGGCAAUCGCAAGAGAUUGAAGAAGAAGAAGAGGAGGAAUGUGGAGGAAGACCCAGCAAGUGGAGAGAAGGGCCAAGGUACAAAAAAAAGGCCUCUGAAGGCUUCCGACCCCAAGUCAGUAGAGCCGACAGCUGUCCCAGCCAAGAAGAAGAAAAAGGAGAAAACGCGAAAGAAGACUCAGAGGUUGCCAGACUUGCAAGAGUGCCCUUCCACUGAGGACAAAGAACCUGAAACUACAGCAAUUAUUCACCCUGCAGAAAAGACACUCAAGCUUAAGAAAAAGCGGAAACUAGAGGAACCCAGUGUUGAGGCUGAGUCCUCCUGCAGCAUUGGGCAGGUGGAGGCUGGAGAAAUACUAAUGAAGAAGAAACAAAAGAAGGUCCCCUCUCAGGAGAGGGUUGUAGGUGAGGGUGAGGGCAAAGAACAGUGUGUGUUGAAGAAGCAGACUUCUCUGAAAAUUAAGAAAUGGAGGAAGAAGCAGCAGGUCAACACUGUGGCUUUACUACCUGAAAACCCACCAGCAAAUGAUGAAAGAUGCACAAAGACACAGGCCCAGGGGAAGGAAAUGGUUGUGGAAGCAGAGCCUGAGAAAACCAGUGAACGAAAACUGCAUAAGAGGAAGAAGCUGGAAGGGCAGGCUGAGGCCAGUGAGCUGAAUGGUUUCAGAGAAACCAAGGCCAGGAAGAAGAACAGAGUAAGUGGAGCCACUUUAAAACUGAAGAAAAUGAAAAAGCCUCUAAAAACAGGCAAGUUGGAAGAAGAGGUUGAAUUCCUGAAGUUCGGAAGACGUUCUGUGCCUUCUCCCUUAUUCUUCAAGAAGCGUAAAGGAGGCUCAUCAUUUCUGUCAAGCAAGGGUUUCAAGACACCACAAGACUCUAAGAAAGUCACCUUUGGACUAAAGAACAACAAGACUGCAGAAUUCAAAAAGACUGAUAAAAGCUUGUUGGUGAGUCCGGCAGGAACGUCCCGAGUGGUCUUUGACCCCCAACAGAAACCCCUGUUUGGGGUCCUGAAGACUCCUGAUGACAAGCCCGGACCUCGGAGAAAAUUGGCGAAGAACCCUCUGCAGGGAAAAAGCAGACCCAAGGCCUCAGACUUCUUUUAGCCUUUAGACUAUUUGUGCUCUGCUAAAAGAGAAUCUAUAAAAAUGUUUUCAUAUUUUUUUAAAGUGUUUUGUAAAAAAAUUCUCAAUGAUGGAUAUUUAAGUCUGUUUACCAUGCUUAAGGCCUAGUGGCGAAUAGUUCUGCUUUAGCUUUGAGUUUAUCAAGGUUGUUCUGCUGUCUUGAAGUGAAUGUACAAGCUGUGGGUUUCUGAAAAAAUAUAGUGUUGCCACACGUCACGUUCCUGAAUUUUUCUUUUCUUGUUAACAUCCUGGCAGCCUUUUAUUAUAGCAGGAAGUACCAUCUCAUGUUAUUCAAAAGACGAUUACCUUAUUGUUCUUUAAUGCUGUUUACCUGAACAUCCCUAGUGACUGCUGGAGAGUAUAAGGAUUUCGACAGCUGUCAUGAGAUGAGUAUGAAGCAUGGUGUAGCACCCCAUCAGUUGCACCUUGUGUGUCUCAGAUUUCAGGUUUCAGAACCUUGAAAUGAAUCAUUACAUUAAAUACGUUUUCAUUUA